AUGGCUGAGGAGACCAAGAAGGAAAAGAGAGAGCGGAAGGAGAAGAAGAAGCAGUUGAAGGAGAAGAAGGAGGAGGCUGCGGAAGAGUCAAAGAAGGAGGAAGUCAAAAACGAUUCUCCAGCUCCGGAAGACAAAGCCGCUUCCGAUGAGCUCGAGAUCGAUUUGAGUGCUGGCGUGCCACUUUCCAAGAAACAGCAGAGAUUGUUGAAAAAGGGCAAGUUGAACGUGGAGAAGCUCGCCAAGAAGCACCCCACACCCAAGAGAGCCGACGAGGAGGAGACACCCAAGUCCAGCAAAUCGCCCUUUGGUGUGUGGAUUGGAAACCUCUCUUUCGACACCACCAGAGACGACCUUGUCAGAUUCAUUGUGGGCAAGUCCCAGACUUUCGGAAACGACUUGGUGAAGAUCGCCGAGGAGGACAUCUCGAGGGUCAACCUCCCGAAGAAAAACGGCAAGAUCAAGGGUUUCGCCUAUGUGGACCUUCCUAGCCAGAAGCAUGUGGACAGCGUGGUGCUGCUUAGUGAAGCCAACCUCAACGGCAGAAACUUGCUUAUCAAGAACUCUACGUCGUUUGAGGGCCGUCCCGAGGGCGAUGGCCAGAAGGCGCUUUCCAAGAACCCACCUCUGAGAAUUCUCUUUGUGGGUAACCUUUCGUUUGACACCGCCGAGAGCGAUUUGGAGGAGCAUUUCAGACACUGCGGCGAUAUCGUGAAGAUCAGAAUGGCCACCUUUGAAGACUCCGGCAAGUGCAAGGGUUUUGCAUUCAUUGACUUCAAAGACGAGGAAGGCCCCACCACGGCUCUCAAAUCCAAGUUGGCCAAGAAACUCAUAAAUCGUCCUUUGAGACUUGAGUAUGGUGAAGACAGAUCGAAGAGAACGCCAAACAGAGUCCGUGAACAGGUUCAGGAAGGUGAGAUCAAGGAGGCAGCACCUGUGGAGAGACAAGAAAGACCAGCAUUCAGAGAGAGGACCGAGGAGGCACCAAGACCUAAAAAGAGAACAUUCAACGAUACGCCAGUUCCAGGAAAGAGACUCAAGUCUUCGGUGGCUCUUGCAAGUGCACAAAGAGCCUCUGCUGCCAUUGUUCCUUCUCAGGGCAAGAAGACCACCUUCGAUUAG
Candidozyma pseudohaemuli is the source of this 1119-nucleotide messenger RNA. It is a transcript of the gene NOP13, whose product is annotated as Nop13p. The transcript has a single exon. The record is from RefSeq and is a predicted model, not a curated record. Gene Ontology annotation, molecular function: RNA binding. Bases 1 to 1119 code for a protein of 372 amino acids. Lineage: Eukaryota; Fungi; Ascomycota; Pichiomycetes; Serinales; Metschnikowiaceae.